Molecule: messenger RNA, 1398 nt
Organism: Trichoderma reesei QM6a
Lineage: Eukaryota; Fungi; Ascomycota; Sordariomycetes; Hypocreales; Hypocreaceae
Exons: 1
Coding region: 1-1398 (465 amino acids)
Molecular function (GO): flavin adenine dinucleotide binding; NADP binding; N,N-dimethylaniline monooxygenase activity
Source: RefSeq, a predicted model, not a curated record
AUGACGCCAUUACCUAAGGUUUCAACUUUUGAUGUGAAAAGAAUUGCCGUCAUUGGCGCUGGACCUUCGGGUCUUUCUGCUGCAAAGUAUCUGAAAGCACAGGAUGCCUUCGACUCGAUUGUUGUAUACGAACAGCAGGAAGAUAUCGGGGGCAUAUGGAAUUGUUCGAAGCAAUUUUCCGGGUUCGGGGCGAAUCCGGAACCUGACAGCUUGGGUACGCCAGAAAGUCGUAUUGAAAGCGACCUGAGCUCAUCAUCGUCGCCCUUGUACGAUCAACUGUAUGCCAAUAUUCCUCUACCGUUGAUGCAAUUUUCCGAUCAACCUUUUCCUCCAGGAACCGCGCUGUUCCCUUCUAUCGAUGUUGUGCAAGAGUAUCUUCUCAAGUAUGCCAAAGAAGUCAGGAAUCUUAUCCAAUUUGGGGUUCAAGUGAGCAGAGUGAUGCCACUUUCAUGUGACGAGAAGACCAUCUGGAAAUUGGAAGCAAGGUCCAUGCACGAUAACCGCACCGUCAGAGUGGACUACGACGCAGUAGUCGUCGCGACUGGACACUAUUCACAAGCGUUCAUCCCAAAUCUAAAGAACCUUACCGAAUUCAAGAUGGCAUACCCGUCCAUCGUGUCGCACUCCCGCACAUACCGGUCACCAUUACCCUUCAGAGACAAGAAGACCAUAGUUGUGGGGAAUGGGCCAUCAGGUACAGAUAUCGCGUCUCAGAUCAAUCGGACAUCGAUGAGGAAAACACUACUCUCUGUGAGAACUCCAACGCCUCCGCCAAAACUAGCAUACGUGGGAUGCGAAGAAGUUUCGGAAAUCGAAGAAUUCCUUGUGGAUGAACGAGGAGUUCGGUUCAAAAAUGGAAGAGUCGAAAGGGGUGUCGACGCUGUUAUCUUCUGUACUGGAUAUAGAUACGACUAUCCCUUUUUAUCCAGCCUGGGAACGAAGCUCAUAACAACUGGUCACGGUGUUCAUGGGCUUUACAAGCACAUAUUUUGCAUCGACCAUCCCACAUUGGCAUUUUCAGCGCUUAACAGGAAAACGGCCCCUUGGCCACUUUCCGAGGCGCAGGCCGCCGUCUUCGCCGCUGUAUGGUCAAACAGUAUUCAACUCCCCUCAACUGAGGAAAUGCGCAGAUGGGCCAACGAUCUCUACGCACAGCAAGGGGAGCAAUUGCAUCUCUUCCGGACGCGCACCGCCGAUGGUCAUUAUAUCAAUGAUCUCUACGAAUGGGUCAAGACGUCUGCGCAGCAGGGAAAGGAGCCGCCAUUCUGGAAUGACAUUACGUACUGGCACAAAGCCACUUUCCCCCAGGUAAGACUGAAAUACGACCUCGGCGGUUGCAAAGCGACGAGUCUGGAAGAGCUCGGUUUUCGCUACGAGUCAAAUUGGAGAGAAGAAUGA